UUUUUUAUAAAAAUUAUCUCUUCAAUGAGUUCGAAAUCAGUGUCUUGUAAACAUCCAGUCCGUAUCAACGUUAAAAUAAAAUGUCGACUAACCAAAAACUGGCCCAAAAUGAAGAAAUUCAAGCUCCAGCUAGUUGGUACGGCUCCAGACACACUCAAGUCACCCUUUGCUUCCUUCUCCUGGCCAUAGCAUACGCGAUGCGAGUCAAUCUUUCAGUGGCAAUAGUUGCAAUGACUGACAAAAACACAACUUCAAAUCCCGACAUUCCCACUUACAACUGGGACGACAAAAGCGUGGUCCUCUCCUCCUUUUUCUGGGGCUAUGUCGUCCUCCAGGUGUUCGCAGGCCAAUUUGGCAAAAUGUAUGGCCCGCGAUGGUUCCUGGUCGUUGCCAUGACCGUAAACUCCAUCGUUUGCAUGCUGACACCCAUCGUUGCCGAUAAUUUGGGCUCGAAGGGAGUGAUGGGCUGUCGCGUGGUGCAAGGGCUAUUUCAAGGGUUCAUUUUCCCCUCGGUUCACAAUAUUUUAGGGAAAUGGGCACCGACGCCCGAACGAUCCCGAAUGGGCACGUUUGUCUAUUCGGGUUCGUCCUUCGGUACUAUCAUUGCUAUGCCCAUAACUGGGCUCAUUUCGGCGAGUUGGCUGGGCUGGCCGGUUAGUUUUUACGUUUUUGGCUGUUUUGGGCUACUUUGGGUUGGGUUGUGGCUGGGUUUGGGGGCGAAUAGCCCAGCUGAACAUCGCGGGAUUUCAGAGGAGGAAAGGUUUUACAUUGAGGCUACGUUGGGGCAACAGGAACAUAAAGUAGUACCAACACCGUGGAAGGCUAUUUUUACGUCAUGGCCCAUGUGGGCCAUAAUUGUGGCCAAUUUUGGACAAAACUGGGGAUAUUCAACGCUAUUGACCGAAAUUCCCAACUAUAUGAACAAGAUUAUGCACUUUGACAUGCAAUCAAAUAGUUUACUGUCAGCGGCCCCUUACCUGGCCCUUUGGGUCCUCAGUUUUGUUUUUGGGCCCAUUUCCGACCACCUCAUCAACCGCAAAAUUUUAUCGCGAGGUUCCGUCCGGAAAAUUUUCAACGCAAUUGGAACUUGUGGGCCUGCUUUAGCCCUUGUAGCGCUCGGUUUUGUGCCUGAGGACCAAACCGACCUAUCAGUGGCCCUUUUGAUCGUUGUGGUUGGCAUCAAUGCGGCCGUUUUUUGCGGCUUUCAAGUCAAUCACAUCGAUUUGGCCCCAAAUCAUGCCGGGACUUUGAUGGGCAUUACAAACGGGUCUUCGAACAUUUUCUCCAUUAUUGCACCGCUUGUGGUGCAAGUUGUGGUCUAUGACGAGACAGAUAAGGCCCUUUGGAGGAUUGUUUUUGUAAUUGCGGCAGCAUGGUAUGUGGCGUCGGCGAUUUUUUACAUUUUUUUCGCCUCUGGUGAGAUACAGGAGUGGAACGAUGAUGUAAAAGACGAAAGAAUGAAAAGUGAGGAGGAGGGGAAAGGUUAAUAAAUUAUUGCAAGUAAA
Molecule: messenger RNA, 1505 nt
Organism: Tribolium castaneum (red flour beetle)
Lineage: Eukaryota; Metazoa; Arthropoda; Insecta; Coleoptera; Tenebrionidae
Product: putative inorganic phosphate cotransporter
Exons: 5
Coding region: 81-1487 (468 amino acids)
Biological process (GO): transmembrane transport; monoatomic anion transport
Cellular component (GO): membrane
Molecular function (GO): transmembrane transporter activity
Source: RefSeq, a predicted model, not a curated record